CUACAAAUAAUAAGAUAGUGAUCUAUUCAACAAUAAUCAUAAUCAGUAAACACCUACAUUGCCCACAACAACACCAAUCAGUUCAGUUUUGCUCUGUUAUUCUCACAGAAUGAUUCUCCGUUGCGCUCUGAUCGUAUUCUUCGCCACUACCAUCAGGGUGGAAGCUACCUUGCCAUGCAGCAGCAAAAGCGAAUAUCUCGAUGAUAGCCUCUGGUUUACGGAAACAACAUGUGUCAUACUCAACCUGGAUGAAUCUCACGUCGAUACAGUUUCCGACAGGCUCAAUCUGCCCAGCGAAGAGGAAAUUGCUCUCCUGGAUCCAACUCUACCAUAUCUUUCUGCCAAACUGUUGAACAUCAGUAACGCGACCAAGAUCCUCCGUAUCCACGAAGGUCAUGUUCCCCGGGUGUACCUCAAACCCACCCUGCUGGAAUUUCUCGUGAUCGACAGCGGCACGGAAGAGCUGUUGAUCGACGCCGUGGAUAACAGGGUUACAACGCUGCUGGAAGUAUCGGCGAAUCUGCUCAAUCACGUUCCAGCGAACGUAAAUCGACUCAAGAAUUUAACGAAGUUGUAUUUAUGUGGCAAUUUGAUCGAAACUGUUCACAUGGAUCAGUUCAAUGGGCUGGAAAAGCUGCAUACGUUAUAUCUGCUUGCGAAUCACAUCAGCACAAUUUCGACGACAAACAUUGUUCUGUUACCAAGCUUGUGUGUGUUCAGCGCAAGUGGAAAUCAGUUAGAAACACUCGAUAUCAGCCACUGGGAGAUAGACAAAUUAACCACAUUGAAUGUGAGGAGGAAUAAGCUGCAGUUCAUAACGGGCUUGGAAAAUCGUUUCAACCAGCUGGAAGUACUUGAGCUGAGGGAAAACAAGGUGAAUUGUCAGUGGCUGGAAGAUGUGUCCAAAAAUCGAACGUUUGCAGGGAAAUUAGUUGUAUCGAAGCCAUGUGACAUUCAUUCUUGGUCUGAGCUGUGCUGCGAGGGCGAUGAAACUUAUUCAGGUUAUCUAGAAUAUCGCCGUUUGACGAAUAUUGAUUGAUAUGAAAGUUCAAAAGUGUGUUUCGUUGAAAUAAAUAAUAUUACUCAAA
Molecule: messenger RNA, 1088 nt
Organism: Toxorhynchites rutilus septentrionalis
Lineage: Eukaryota; Metazoa; Arthropoda; Insecta; Diptera; Culicidae
Product: leucine-rich repeat-containing protein 40-like
Exons: 2
Coding region: 110-1039 (309 amino acids)
Molecular function (GO): protein binding
Source: RefSeq, a predicted model, not a curated record